AAUUUGUUAAGAUACUGCGCACUAGGCUUCUCCGAAAGGCAGCGAGUCGGAAACCCGCUACGACGUAUAGAAGGCGGCGGUGGCUUAGUGUACGACUCAUCUAUCGAGGUAGAUGAAGCCGAUGAGAGGGCCGGUGAGGCCGAUGAUGAUGAUGAUGAUGAUGAUGAAGGGCUCUGGAUCACUGGCCCGAGGGACCUGGCGGCAUUCGAGAUUCCAGAGACGACAGAGGCAUACUUGCCUCUCGUUGCCUAG
Molecule: messenger RNA, 252 nt
Organism: Trichophyton verrucosum HKI 0517
Lineage: Eukaryota; Fungi; Ascomycota; Eurotiomycetes; Onygenales; Arthrodermataceae
Exons: 1
Source: RefSeq, a predicted model, not a curated record